UGUUGUAUCUAUAUCCAUAGCCGUCGCCCUGCUACGUCGGUUGUUUAGUUUUGUUCGUUUUAUCUUGAAUCAUAUACAAUCCCUUUUGAACGAACAUAUCGGAACCCAAAUUCAAACGCCGCCCAAAUCGCUCUUUUCUUUUGCUUCCCACUCUAAUCUCAGUCGGAGGUGAAGUGGGUGCUCGCUUGCUUUCGAAUCAUUUCUUCUUCCAAAACUGAUUUGACAUCGGUUCAGAUCUGAUAAAGAACAGUUCACGAAAGCUCUUUAUUGAAAGGAUCUGAAUCAGUGUAACUUUUUCAGAAGAUUGUGGGAUUUCGAUAAUGUCGGUGGCUUUGAAUCAUGCUGUUCAUGCUCUACCCGACCCGGAUUUGACGAAAUCUCUUAAUACCCGUCCGUUAAACGGGUUAGCCCGGAUUGGGGUCGGAAGGAGCCGGACAUGGGCGAGUCGAGGUUCCGUUGUUAAACAGUCUAGUCUGUUAGGGAAGAAAUUCUACGGGACUAGGCUGCUACGCGGGUCGGUUUCCGAGACGCUCCAUCAAUGGAAAUCGGAUGGUCCAGGUCGUGACCCGAAGCUUAGGGUGGUGGUUCGGUCGUCUUUGUCGCUAGUGCCGGAGAAGCCAUUAGGGCUUUAUGAUCCAUCCUUUGAUAAGGAUGCAUGUGGGGUCGGCUUUGUUGCUGAAUUAUCCGGCAAAAGUAACCGAAAAACGGUGACUGAUGCGAUUGAGAUGUUGGUGCGUAUGUCACAUAGAGGUGCUUGUGGAUGUGAAACUAACACCGGCGACGGUGCCGGAAUUCUCGUCGGUCUUCCACAUGACUUCUACAAGGAGGUGGCCAAAGAUGAAGGAUUUGAGUUACCACCACCUGGGAAAUAUGCCGUCGGCAUGUUCUUCUUGCCCACUUCGGAUACCAGAAGGGAGCAAAGCAAGAUUGUAUUUACAAAGGUUGCCGAGUCACUUGGGCACACCGUUCUUGGCUGGCGUUCUGUUCCAACCGAAAAUUCUGGAUUGGGCAAGUCUGCUAUACAAACAGAACCCAUCAUAGAACAAGUGUUUCUCACACCCACUUCUAGAUCAAAAGCUGAUUUCGAGCAGCAGAUGUACAUACUAAGGAGGGUUUCAAUGGUAGCUAUCAGGGCUGCGUUGAACCUUCAACAUGGCACGGUUAAAGACUUCUAUAUAUGUUCUUUAUCAUCUAGAACUGUUGUAUACAAAGGUCAGUUAAAACCCAACCAGUUGAAGGAGUAUUAUUAUGCAGAUCUUGGCAAUGAAAGGUUUACGAGCUACAUGGCCCUGAUUCAUUCUCGGUUUUCAACCAACACUUUUCCUAGCUGGGACCGUGCUCAGCCUAUGCGUGUUCUUGGCCAUAAUGGAGAAAUUAACACACUUAGGGGGAAUGUUAAUUGGAUGAAGGCACGUGAAGGCCUUCUAAAAUGCAAGGAGCUUGGCCUCUCAAAGAACGAGAUGAAGAAACUUCUUCCCAUUGUAGAUGCGAGUUCAUCAGAUUCAGGUGCUUUUGAUGGUGUUCUCGAGCUUUUAGUGCGUGCCGGUCGAAGUCUUCCUGAAGCUGUUAUGAUGAUGAUCCCUGAAGCCUGGCAAAACGACAAGAAUAUGGAUCCUAAAAGGAAGGCCUUAUAUGAAUAUUUCUCGGCUUUAAUGGAGCCAUGGGAUGGACCUGCUCUAGUUUCAUUUACUGACGGUCGCUACCUUGGAGCUACACUCGAUAGAAAUGGGCUGCGUCCAGGUCGUUUCUAUGUUACUCACAGCGGGCGAGUUGUGAUGGCAAGUGAAGUUGGGGUUGUUGAUAUUCCACCCGAGGACGUUUCUAGGAAAGGUAGACUUAAUCCUGGGAUGAUGCUUCUUGUGGACUUUGAGAAACAUACCGUUGUAGAUGAUGAAGCCUUGAAACAACAAUAUUCACUAUCAAGACCAUAUGGGAAGUGGCUUGAACAGCAAAAGAUUGAAUUAAGGAACAUCGUUGAAUCUGUUAAUAAAGCUGGCAGGGCCAUCCCUGCAAUUGGAGGAGUAUUAAAAGCAUCUCCCGAGGAUGAUAACAUGGAGAAUAUGGGUAUUCGGGGACUCUUGGCCCCAUUGAAGGCUUUUGGUUACACAGUUGAAUCCUUGGAGAUGCUUUUACUUCCAAUGGCAAAAGAUGGUGUUGAAGCCCUUGGUUCAAUGGGAAACGAUGCUCCAUUGGCUGUCAUGUCUAACAGAGAGAAGCUAACAUUCGAGUAUUUCAAGCAAAUGUUUGCACAAGUAACAAACCCACCUAUUGAUCCUAUCCGGGAGAAGAUUGUAACUUCUAUGGAAUGCAUGGUCGGACCAGAAGGCGAUCUUACAGAGACCACAGAAGAGCAAUGCCAUCGACUCUCUCUAAAAGGACCACUUUUGACUAUUGAAGAGAUGGAGUCCAUUAAGAAUAUGAACUAUAGAGGGUGGCGAAGCAAAGUUCUUGAUAUAACCUACCCAAAAGAACUUGGUCGAAAGGGAUUGGAGGAGACCCUAGAUAGGAUCUGUUCUCAGGCACAUGAUGCCAUCAAAGAGGGUUAUACUACAAUUGUGCUUUCUGACAGAGCUUUUUCAUCAAAGCGCGUCGCAGUAAGCUCCCUCUUGGCUGUUGGUGCUGUCCACCAUCAUUUAGUUAAGAAGCUUGAACGUACCAGAGUUGCAUUAAUGGUAGAAUCUGCCGAGCCACGCGAAGUACACCAUUUCUGUACGCUGGUUGGAUUUGGAGUUGAUGCUAUUUGUCCGUAUUUGGCCGUGGAAGCCAUUUGGAGGAUGCAGGUUGAUGGCAAGAUCCCACCAAAAUCUAACGGUGAAUUCCACUCAAAGGACGAGUUAGUCAAGAAAUUCUAUAAAGCAAGUCAGUACGGAAUGAUGAAGGUUCUUGCCAAGAUGGGUAUAUCAACUUUGGCUUCAUAUAAGGGUGCACAAAUUUUUGAGGCAGUUGGGUUAUCAACAGAAGUAAUGGAAAGAUGUUUUGCUGGUACUCCAAGUCGAGUUGAAGGAGCAACAUUCGAAGCUCUUGCUGGGGACGCACUUCAAUUGCACGAUUUAGGAUUUCCAUCACGAAAGUUUCCACCAAACAGUGCAGAAGCGGUUUCUUUGCCGAACCCUGGAGAUUAUCAUUGGAGAAAAGGUGGUGAAGCUCAUUUGAACGACCCUCUUGCGAUAGCAAAGCUGCAAGAGGCAGCCAGGGGUAACAGUGUUGCUGCGUAUAAGGAGUAUGCAAAGCGUAUACAUGAAUUAAACAGAAGUUGCAAUCUGCGUGGAUUGUUGAAGUUUAAAGAAGCAAGUGUUAAGGUUCCUUUGGAAGAGGUUGAACCGGCUAGUGAAAUUGUUAAGCGAUUUUGUACUGGAGCCAUGAGUUACGGCUCUAUAUCAUUGGAGGCACACACCACCCUUGCCAUGGCUAUGAACAAAAUUGGAGGCAAAUCUAACACAGGUGAGGGAGGUGAAAAUCCAUCUCGUUUGGUACCUCUUCCCGAUGGUUCGAUGAAUCCAAAGAGAAGUGCUAUCAAGCAGGUUGCUAGCGGACGAUUUGGAGUUUCUAGUUAUUACCUUACAAACGCUGAUGAACUGCAAAUAAAGAUGGCUCAGGGAGCAAAGCCCGGUGAAGGUGGUGAACUUCCGGGACACAAGGUUAUUGGCGACAUUGCUAUCACGAGAAAUUCUACAGCCGGGGUUGGAUUAAUUAGCCCCCCUCCACAUCAUGAUAUCUAUUCGAUCGAAGAUCUUGCUCAAUUGAUUCAUGAUCUGAAGAAUGCGAAUCCAUCUGCUCGAGUAAGUGUGAAGUUGGUUUCCGAAGCUGGUGUGGGAGUUAUUGCUAGCGGAGUUGUGAAGGGCCAUGCGGAUCAUGUCUUGAUCUCCGGUCAUGAUGGUGGAACGGGUGCUUCUAGGUGGACGGGUAUCAAGAGUGCUGGGCUCCCAUGGGAACUUGGUCUAGCUGAGACGCAUCAGACCCUAGUUGCAAACGAUCUUCGUGGUCGAACCGUUCUCCAGACAGAUGGUCAGCUGAAAACUGGAAGAGAUGUAGCCAUUGCAGCUCUCCUUGGGGCUGAGGAGUUUGGUUUCAGUACCGCUCCUCUUAUCACACUUGGUUGCAUCAUGAUGAGGAAGUGUCAUAAGAACACUUGUCCUGUAGGGAUUGCUACCCAAGAUCCAGUUCUUCGUGAAAAAUUUGCAGGGGAACCCGAACAUGUUAUCAACUUCUUCUUCAUGUUAGCAGAGGAGAUGAGGGAAAUCAUGGCUGAAACGGGUUUUCGGACCGUUAAUGAAAUGGUGGGACGUGCUGAUAUGCUUGAAGUCGAUAGAGACCUGAUUAAAAACAAUGAGAAACUAAAGAACAUUGAUCUGUCUUUAUUACUUCGACCAGCUGCUGACAUCCGACCAGAUGCUGCCCAGAUUUGUGUACAAAAACAGGAUCACGGUCUGGAUAUGGCUCUGGAUCAACGGUUAAUAGUGCUUGCGAAACCUGCAUUAGAAAAGGGUCUUCCUGUAUACAUCGAAUCACCAAUUUGCAAUGUUAAUCGGGCAGUAGGGACAAUGCUUAGCCAUGAAGUAACUAAACGUUACCAUUUGGCAGGCCUUCCAGCCGAUACCAUUCAUAUCAAACUUAACGGAAGUGCAGGUCAGAGUAUUGGAGCCUUCCUUUGCCCGGGAAUAAUGCUUGAGCUCGAAGGCGAUAGCAAUGAUUAUGUUGGGAAAGGCUUGUCAGGUGGCAAGAUUGUCGUUUAUCCUCCAAAAGGUAGUGGGUUUGAUCCUAAAGAGAACAUUGUGAUCGGAAAUGUGGCUCUCUAUGGGGCAACCAGUGGAGAAGCUUAUUUUAACGGGAUGGCAGCCGAACGAUUCUGUGUUCGUAAUUCUGGGGCUAAAACAGUGGUGGAAGGUGUUGGUGAUCACGGGUGUGAAUACAUGACUGGCGGAACUGUUGUUGUGCUCGGAAAAACUGGGAGGAACUUUGCUGCUGGCAUGAGUGGUGGAGUUGCUUAUGUUCUUGAUGUCGAUUCGAAGUUCCGGUCAAGAUGUAAUACAGAGCUUGUUGAUCUUGAUAAGGUUGAGGAAGAAGAGGAUAUUAUGACUCUGAGAAUGAUGAUACAGCAACACCAACGACACACAAACAGCCAGUUAGCAAAAGAAGUACUCGCUGACUUCGAGAAUCUUUUGCCUAAAUUCAUUAAGGUCUUCCCAAGGGAUUAUAAGCGGAUUUUGGCUGCCAUGAAAGUAACAAAAGCUGCAGAGAAGGCUGCUGAAGAAGCUGAUAUUAGAGAAGAAGACGAGUUGGAGGAGAAAGAUGCUUUUGAAGAACUUAAGAAGUUGGCAGCCAAGUCAAGUGUGGCCGUGAAUCAGGUGAAUGAAACAGUCAAUCAGGUCAAAGAGGUUGAAGAGGUCGAACUGGUCACACGACCAUCUCAGGUUGAUAAUGCCAUUAAACACCGUGGAUUUGUUGCAUACGAGCGUGAGGGAGUAUCUUACAGGGACCCUACCGUUCGGAUGAAUGAUUGGAAGGAAGUUAUGGAAGAGACAAAACCUGGGCCACUCGUGAAGACUCAAGCUGCACGGUGCAUGGAUUGUGGUACGCCUUUUUGCCAUCAGGAACACUCUGGUUGUCCGCUUGGCAACAAAAUUCCCGAAUUCAAUGAGUUAGUUUACCAAAAUAGAUGGCGUGAAGCACUAGAUCGACUUCUUGAGACCAAUAACUUCCCUGAGUUCACCGGCCGAGUGUGCCCAGCUCCAUGUGAAGGUUCUUGUGUUCUCGGUAUCAUCGAGAAUCCCGUUUCGAUCAAAAGCAUCGAGUGCUCGAUUAUCGACAAGGCCUUCGAGGAAGGGUGGAUGGUGCCUAGACCUCCUGUCAAGAGAACAGGAAAAAAGGUUGCGAUUGUUGGGAGUGGACCAGCUGGCUUGGCUGCGGCUGAUCAACUAAACAGGAUCGGCCACACGGUGACCGUGUUUGAGCGUGCUGAUCGAAUAGGUGGACUCAUGAUGUAUGGGGUUCCCAACAUGAAAGCAGACAAAAUUGAUGUGGUUCAAAGGCGGGUUGACCUUAUGGCCAAGGAAGGUGUGAAUUUUGUGGUUAAUGCCAAUGUGGGAAAUGAUCCAUCGUAUUCCAUCGAGAGUCUUCGUCAAGACAACGAUGCCGUUAUUUUAGCGGUGGGUUCAACAAAGCCAAGGGAUCUUCCUGUUCCUGGACGAGAGCUAUCGGGAGUACAUUUUGCUAUGGAAUUUCUGCAUGCAAAUACUAAAAGCUUGUUGGAUAGCAAUCUUGAGGAUGGUCAAUAUAUCUCUGCAAAGGGAAAGAAGGUGAUCGUGAUCGGUGGAGGUGAUACUGGUACCGAUUGUAUCGGGACUUCUAUAAGACAUGGUUGCACCAGCAUCGUGAAUCUUGAGCUUCUUCCUGAGCCACCACGAACCAGGGCUCCAGGCAACCCUUGGCCACAGUGGCCUCGUGUAUUCCGUGUUGAUUAUGGACACCAGGAAGCUGCUACAAAAUUYGGCAAAGACCCACGAUCAUAYGAGGUAUUGACUAAAAGGUUYAUUGGUGACGAGAAUGGAGUAGUGAAAGGGUUGGAGUUGGUUCGUGUUCAGUGGGAGAAGGAUGAGAGUGGACGGUUCCAGUUUAAAGAAGUCGAGGGUUCUGAAGAGAUCCUCGGAGCUGAYCUGGUUUUGCUAGCCAUGGGUUUCCUUGGUCCUGAGCCGACAAUUGCGGACAAACUGGGGUUGGAGAAAGACAAGAGGUCAAACGUGAAGGCGGAAUACGGGAGGUUUUCAACGAAUGUGGAAGGUGUAUUUGCUGCUGGUGAUUGCCGGAGAGGGCAAUCUCUAGUGGUGUGGGCUAUCUCGGAAGGGCGGCAGGUGGCGGCACAGGUGGAUAAGUUUCUGGUGGAAGAUGGAAAGGAAGGUGAAAGCAGGUGGUUAGAAUCAGGGAAGAAAGAACAAGAGGCAAUUAGGGCAUAGUGAAAAAGAUAGAGAUUAGUUGGGUGGGUUAUAUGGUGAAAAAGGGUUGGGGAAUGAAUGAAUAUGUGUGGGUGUGGAAGUAAGUUUAGUUUUGGUUCAGGUUCAGGUUCAGGUUCAGGCAGCUGAAUGAAUAAGCUGUGCUGUUUAUAGCCUCUGUUUUUUUCUUGGUUGUUGCUUGUUUGAACUUUGAUGAAAUAAAUGUACAGAUGGCUCUGUUUUGUUUCAUCAA
Cynara cardunculus var. scolymus (artichoke) is the source of this 7179-nucleotide messenger RNA. Its product is annotated as glutamate synthase 1 [NADH], chloroplastic. NCBI's taxonomy places the organism in Eukaryota, Viridiplantae, Streptophyta, Magnoliopsida, Asterales, Asteraceae. Gene Ontology annotation, molecular function: glutamate synthase (NADH) activity; iron-sulfur cluster binding; FMN binding. The record is from RefSeq and is a predicted model, not a curated record. The transcript has 22 exons. The coding region runs from base 321 to 6950 and encodes 2209 amino acids.